CGUGAGAUCGUUCAAAUUCGUAUCGAAUCGGUCGGUGUCGAAAAUUGCGUCGUUCUUAAGUGCGAGAGAGAAAGAAAAAUAGAGAGAGAAGGAGAGAGAGAGAGAGAGAGAGGGAGAUAGAGAGAGAGAGAGGGAGAUAGAGAGAAAGAGAGUAAGAUGAAUAAGGAGAAACAGAGAAAGCAAGAAAGAGAGAGAGAGAGAGACGGAUGAUGCGCGGUGCGCAAGCUCUCGCGCGAUCCCUUUGUGUUAUUUUCGUGCGAGAAUCGCCGUUCGAAGCUUUAAAUAGGACCGAGUUUCCGACGAAGAAGGCAGUUUCUAAUACCGAUUCUACAUGUUGGAGCAUCGCACCGUAUUCGAUAUGCCAUUGCAUUGCAUCGCCAACCCGUUGCAACGGGAGUUGGCCGACGCCAUUAUAAGGUUGCAACCGCUGGAUGAAAUUCGGAUACUUCUCGCAUGCGGUGCAAGGCCGAAUGAGCCGGUAACCCAAGGUCUGAGACCUCUUCAUUACGCCGUAUGGCAGAGAUACACCGAUGCGGCUCAAUUGCUUUUAGUUCGUGGUGCUGAUAUCGAGUGCGGAUAUUCCGCGUUGCAUCUUGCCGCUGAGCAUGGUUAUCACGACCUCGUUAAACUUCUAUUAAAAUACGGAGCGAAGGUCGAUCAUAGAAAAGACACUGGGGAACUAUUUCCCAGGACCAUGUUGUGCGAUGAGCCUCUACGAUUAGCUUUGAGGAAUCGCCACGUCGAAGUGGCUAGGACUUUGUUGGAAGCUGGCGCCAAUCCAAACAAGAGAUAUUUCUUCGGUUCGGAGAUUAAUUUAGUUUCUCCGUUGGAUCUGGAGUGUAUGGAACUUUUAUUGGCUUUUGGCGCUCAACCUAAUAUGAGGGAUCGAGCUGGAUUGACCCCUCUAAUGAAGGCAACGAGAUCACCUCAGGGUAUCGCAUCUGUACUUCUGUUGUUGAGUUACGGAGCGGACGUGAAUUCUAUGGCCGAUGCCAGGCAUGAUUUUCGAACGGUUCUGCAUUAUGCGAUACUCGGUGGCGAUCCAGCAGUUAUCAAUCUUCUGCUAAAACAAGGUGCCAGGCUAGACCUUGGACCCGAUUACCAAAAGCCGACCGCAUUAGAUUUGGCUAUACUCAAGGGUGAUCCUUCGAUUGUCGAGAUGUUAUUGGAGUCUGGUGCGGACGUGAAUGCAACAUCACCAAUCAUUGGAUCAGCCCUUCACGUCGCCUGCGCGGACAACAUACCGAAUAGACUCCAAAUUCUUCAAAUGCUGUUAGAACGUGGCGCUGAUCCUAAUCUCGUAAUACGUAGCGACGAAGGUCUCUCGUUGCGUCCGGUUUUAGCGGAAUACGUAGCAUCUAACGAAAACCCGUCGGUCGAAGUUGUCGCGCUUUUGCUCAAAUAUGGAGCACGGGUUGUCAUAAAGACGCAGUUUCGCGAUCCACACGGCAUUUUAAAUUCCCUUCAGAAUACGGCAGAUAAACCUAGACUUUUAAGGGCACUCUUAGAAGCAGCGGAAAGUUUCGAUCCUUGUAUGAUAAAGAGAUCGAGUAGUUUGACCGACGCACAGAAGGCACUCGUUAUGGAAGCAGCGAGAACGCCUUUACCUUUGACCCAUCAAGCUAGGCUUAUAGUGCGCAAAUUAUGCGGCACUAAAUUACCGAAAAUCGUUAGAGAUCUUCAGUUACCCCAGUCGUUACAUCGGUAUCUUCUUUACGACUUUCAUUAGCGAUUCAUUCGAUUUCGUUCGAGAUUAUCGUUUGCUCACAAAAUAUCUAUCUGAUCAUUUCGCGAAAUGAUAUAACGAGGUUCUCCUUUCGUCGUUUAUUUAUACAUAUUAUUCCAUUUUCUUUUUCUUUUCUUAUUUUUUUUUCCAUCGCGUUUGAAACAUCCAUUUUUUUCUUUGUUUUUCUUUUGCGAAUUGACAAGGAUAGCUAUAUGGAAAAUCGAAAUCGAUACGAAAUUUAACUUUCUUAAAAGUUACCACUGUCGUGAGAUCUCCGUGUACGUGUAUUUCGUGCGUCUUUCAUCUACCUGAUUUGCGUAUCUUGAGAGAGACAGAGUGUGUGUGAGCGAGAGAGAGAGAGAGAGAGAGAGAGAGAGAGAGAGAGAGAGAGAGAGAGAGAAAGAGA
Vespula vulgaris is the source of this 2132-nucleotide messenger RNA. RefSeq names its product ankyrin repeat domain-containing protein 65-like. Gene Ontology annotation, molecular function: protein binding. The record is from RefSeq and is a predicted model, not a curated record. Lineage: Eukaryota; Metazoa; Arthropoda; Insecta; Hymenoptera; Vespidae. Gene Ontology annotation, cellular component: nucleus; cytoplasm.